Orbicella faveolata is the source of this 2260-nucleotide messenger RNA. RefSeq names its product craniofacial development protein 2-like. Lineage: Eukaryota; Metazoa; Cnidaria; Anthozoa; Scleractinia; Merulinidae. The record is from RefSeq and is a predicted model, not a curated record.
GAGGGGUACUCCUGGUAAAAUUUGGUAGGGGUGUGCGGCUCGGUUUCCAACACCCUUACCCUGUUGAUGACCAAAAUCUGCGAUUUUCAAUACCCUAUUUAUGACCUGAUCCUAAAUCAAUACCCUGUUUCAGAACUUCCUUAUACUUAGUUCCCUAGUUCAGACCGACGUUAAAGGCAUCGUGAAGGGCUUUUUUGUUGAUCGGUCUUAUCGAUAAUGACUGAUAAUGAUGAAGAAUUAGCUUCUUCUAAAAUAAACUUACUCAAUCAAGACUAGAAUGCAAAAAUUGUUACCCUAUUUAUGACCAACACGGCUGAAAAACCCUAUCCUUUGGGGCCGCACAUACCUAUAUAGCCCAUAUAAGGGAGUACCCCCGGGUGGGGAUAUUUUGUAAUGAUGCCUUAUAGGCCACCUUGAGUUGUAAUAAAGCAUGAGUUAAAUAGGCCUACUUGACUACCCCCACCUUCCCCGGCCGCACUACUCUUACGAGGUAUAGAACGGGCUUACAAGCCAUAAAUGGCUAGCUACGCCCCUGUCACUCCAUCUGAAGAUAUCCAGGUCGCUUUAUGAACCCUCUUAUGCGGAAAGAGAGUUCCACCAAUACUUAGACCAUUUAAUGGGAGAAAUAGUCCUCUGUAAUUACAGUAUUACACUUUUCAAGCCUUUUUUUAAUGCUCUGAUUUUGUUUAGUUAGUAAUGUUGCUUUCGAUAGCAUGCAAACUCUGCUCAAAUGAUGGUAGUGCAGUUUUUUGCUGUUGAACCUCUCAGGAAACAAAUGUUGACUUCAACAGCUUCAAAGGGCGAGAAUGAAGCGAAGCCCGCGGAUGAAGUUGUUCUCUCCGAAACUCAGAACCUGGAUAGGACAAUGGAAUGUGCGAACCCUAUACGAGUCUGGAAAGUUGGCGCAACUGGCCGCAGAAAUAAGGCGUUAUAGGUUGGAAAUCUUGGGAGUCAGCGAAGCUAGAUGGAAUCAAUUUGGGGAAACCGAGCUGGCAAAGGGAGAGCUUUUCAUAUACUCAGGGAACGAGAGCAAGUAUGACGUCCAUGAGAGAGGGGUCGGCAUCAUGUUAUCAGGGCUGCGAAGAAAUGCCUGAUGGAAUGGGAACCAAUAGAUGAUCGCAUUAUUGCAGCCAGAAUUAACGCCAAAAUCCAAAAGAUCACCAUCAUACAGUGCUAUGCUCCCACGAACAACGCUGAGCCAUAUGAGAAAGAGGAAUUUUAUAACAAACUGCAGGCGGUGGUCAACAACGCUCCGAAUAGAGAUAUCCUCAUCGUGAUGGGUGACUUUAAUGCCACGGUCGGACGGAAUAAUGCUAGCAUUGAGAGGAUCAUUGGAAAGGAAGGACUCGGAGAUGUGAAUGAAUAUGGCGAAGAGUUGGUGGAUUUGUGUGAAUUAAAUCGUCAAAGUAUUAGUGGAACUCUCUUUCUGCAUAAGAGGGUUCAUAAAGCGACCUGGAUAUCUCCAGAUGGAGUGACUGAAAACCAAAUCGAUCAUAUUCUUAUAAGCCAGCGAUGGAGAACAUCACUGCAUGUGCGUGUGAAGAAAGGAGCCAAUAUUGGGUCUGACCAUCACCUUGUUGUGGCUUCUCUGAAGAUCAAGCUGGCUGCAAGAAAGCCGUUCAUAAGUACAAGAAGGACUUUUGAUGUCAUGAAAUUGAGAGACCCUGACACAAAACAGGCCUUUAAAAUUGAGUCGCAAAACCGGUUUGAAUCCCUAUUCCUUCAACAACAACAACAACAACAGGAUGGAGGUGAGCAGGCCCAAGAUAUUGAUAUCAACGUACAGUGGGAGAAAGCCAAGAAGAUACUUGUUGACACAUGUGGGAGUGUUCUCGGACGUAUGAAAAGGACCCGGAAGGAGUGGCUGUCUGACGAGACAUACAGGAAGAUUGAAGAAAGACGGAAGGCCAACCAGAUAAUGAAUGACGUUCGAAGGAGACAAUGGAAACGUGAAGCAAAUAGAUACUACAACGAGAAGAAUAGAGAGGUUAAGAAAUCUUGCCGAAGAGACAAAAGGAACCUACUUGAGAGCAUUGCACGAGAGGCAGAAGACGCGGCUACGAAUAAUGAUCUGAGAACCCUAUGUAUGACAACACGGAAACUUAGCGGGAUAAGAUGCAAUCAGAAUCGCCCAAUUAGAAGUGAAGAUGAAACUCUCUUGACGAAAAUGGAAGACCAGCUUCAGCGAUGGAAGAGGCAUUUUGAAUCCGUAUUGAACAGACCAGCCCCAAGCCAAAUACCAGAUCCCCGACUUGUAUAG